GAAUUCAUAGAAUUACGGUCAGUGUACAAUUAACAGUGAUGGAGAACGGACGUGUUUGAAAAAAAACCACUUGUGAGUUUCUCCAACUAUGAACAAAUCACGGGAAUUCAAUGCGGCAGAGCACCAGCACGUGAGAUACAAUCCGUUGAAAGAUGAAUGGAUCCUGGUCUCGCCCCACCGGUGUCUGCGACCCUGGAGCGGGCAUUCCGAGCCACCACCGCAGGAGCAACCCCCAGACCCUAACAAUCCGUUAAAAGCUGGAGCCGUCCGGGCUAAUGGACAGCGCAAUCCAAACUACACAUCCACCUACGUGUUCCCCAACGACUUUCCAGCUUUACUGGAGCGUGGACCGGAGCCGCCGCAGUCUGACCAUCCUCUGUUCCAGGCCAGACAAGCUAGAGGCACUUGCAGGGUGAUGUGUUUCCACCCGAACUCUGCGGUGUCCAUUCCCUUGAUGUCAGUGGAAGAAAUACUGUCUGUGGUCGAAGAAUGGGUGAAUCAGACCAAAGAACUCGGUCGGCGGUAUACCUGGGUGCAGAUCUUCGAGAACAAAGGCAACGUGAUGGGGUGCUCCAACCCUCAUCCCCAUUGUCAGAUAUGGGCGUCCAGUUUUCUACCAAACGAAGGUAGAAUUAAGGACAGAUGUCAAAAGGAGUACUAUACUAAAUAUAAUAAGACAUUAUUGGUUGAAUAUCUGGAGAUGGAAAUGGAGAAGAAGGAGCGUAUUGUUAUACAAAACACAGAAUGGGUCGCAUUGGUACCAUAUUGGGCUACAUGGCCCUUUGAGACCAUGGUGCUACCCAUAAAUGGAGGACCACAACGACUAACAGAUCUCAACGAUCAACAGAAGAAGGGUUUGGCAGAGAUAAUAAAGCUAUUGACCACAAAAUAUGACAAUUUAUUUAGUUGCAGUUUCCCAUACAGUAUGGGAUUUCAUGGCGCACCAACAGGCCCAGACCACACUGCAGGCGAUUCUCCGCAUUGGUUGCUGCAUGCUAUAUAUUUACCUCCACUGCUGCGGUCGGCCACCGUCAAGAAAUUUAUGGUCGGUUAUGAGAUGCUGGCGCAAAGUCAACGUGAUCUCACACCGGAGCAAGCAGCUGAGAAAUUAAGAAAUUGUAACCAUUUGGUUCAUUAUAAAAAUAAACAAUGAUAUUGUCCAUUUGA
Galleria mellonella (greater wax moth) is the source of this 1167-nucleotide messenger RNA. It is a transcript of the gene Galt, whose product is annotated as probable galactose-1-phosphate uridylyltransferase. The record is from RefSeq and is a predicted model, not a curated record. The coding region runs from base 89 to 1153 and encodes 354 amino acids. Gene Ontology annotation, molecular function: UDP-glucose:hexose-1-phosphate uridylyltransferase activity; zinc ion binding. Gene Ontology annotation, biological process: beta-D-galactose catabolic process via UDP-galactose, Leloir pathway. The transcript is spliced from 8 exons. NCBI's taxonomy places the organism in Eukaryota, Metazoa, Arthropoda, Insecta, Lepidoptera, Pyralidae. Gene Ontology annotation, cellular component: cytoplasm.